Molecule: messenger RNA, 11870 nt
Organism: Chilo suppressalis (striped riceborer)
Lineage: Eukaryota; Metazoa; Arthropoda; Insecta; Lepidoptera; Crambidae
Source: the annotation of a GenBank genome assembly
GGGCCGCCAUAUUGCUCUAUCGCCGUGCGUGCGUCUACUACUUUAUUGAAUCAGAAGCCUGAGCCAGUCCACAGCUGUUGCUUGCAUUUGUUAUUGAAUUUCAUUCCUGUCGAUAACAAUUAAUACAAUGGGUGACCGCAAUGAUCCUAUCAAGUUUGGCCCAGAGUGGCUCCGGAAUUUGGCACGAGAGGGUAAUGCCAGCACAUCUGGGAACAACAAUCAGAGUGCUGUGUCACCAAAUUCCUCCAACAGUGGUGCCACUGGCUCUCCUUCUGGAGGGAAUACAGCAUCUGGUUCUAGCCCAGCCAACACAUCUACCACACCCCAGAAUGUUUCACCAAAAGUAAAACUUGCAAAACUUCGAUACGGCAGAGAAGAAAUGUUAGCUUUAUAUGAUAGAAAUUCAGACGCACCCCCUGAACUAAAAUAUGUUGACAUUCUGUAUCAACCCAGAGGCAAAGCUCCACUUGCUCUAAAUAACACAUUUGAGGAUGACAUUCAGAGAGAAAACAUGCGAAGUGGGCCACCUAUAGGUGGCAAUAAUCAAGGGGAAAGAUUUGGUUUAAGUAGGGGUAUAGGGCGUGGCUUAAGCGUUAGUGAUGGUAGGGGAAGACCCAGAAUACCCUUUGUCCGUUCACCAUCUGCAGGGAGAGGGGCAACAACAUGGCAUCUUGGUAGUCCUCGAAUGCCUGGGUAUAGUGGUGGAACAGAUGACGACUCGCCUAUGAACAACCGGUCUUCAUGGAGUGGAGGUAACACAGGCAACCCAGUUAACAGAAACAGUGGAGAACAAGCUGAAUGGACACCAAGUAAACUGUUUCGGAGCAAACGUCAAGGUCAAGCAACAAAUUGGAGGCAGUCCAGAGAAGAAGGGGAAGAGUGGCGCUCGUCAGAUGCAGGGAGACGCUCCAAUCAGCAAGAUAAAUGGGAUCGAGAUUGGGGCGAAAGACAGACCCAAGACAAACCUCAAACCUGGAGUUCCAACCGUCGCACGUGGGUAGGCGGUGACACACAGAACAAUGACGACAAUUUACCAGAAUGGGCUGUAGAUAAUGCUGAAGCGUGUGGAGGUACAUUUGAUUCAUCUGGGGCUUUCCACGGAUUCAGCAACGACGACACAAACAUACCAAAAACUCCAGACAAUACAUAUCCUCUCGCUCGUUCACAUACACAUGGCAGUUUCGCACGCUCUAAAACGGCAGAGGAAGGCUCUGAAGAAUGGUGGGCUUCUGAUAAAGCAAAGAAAUUAUCACCAAAGCGCUUCGAUGCCAGUGAUGUGAAAUUUAAAAAGCAAAUGAGCACACCUGAAUCGUGCACAGGCACAGAUGCUAAACCUUCAACAACUAAAGAUGAUGAUGGAAUGCAUGAAAUAUCAGAGCAGCUUGACAAUGACAUAUCACUUUCAGAUCGAUCUGAAAACACAACUGGCGAUUUUACCGAUAAUGACAAAUACAGUAGUAAAAGCUCUUAUAAAUCGAAAUAUUUAACAGAAAGCAAAACAUUUGAUUCCCACAUGAGAUCAGAUAUAAAUCUUGAUGAAGCAAAUGAAGGCCAAGAAAGAGGCAACUUCCAGUCGGUUAUGAUAACUCCCAAUAACAGCUUACGACAGAAACAUCAAAACAUAGUUUCGGCAGCAUCAGAUGUCUCUAGAGAUACCUACGUGAAGAACCAAGACCAGCAAGCAAUCAUGCAAUUACUUCAGAACGCAACAACCAGUCAAACCUUAGAAAAUGAAAUGCGGAAACAAGCAUCAGAGGAUAAAAUUGUAGAUGAAAUAUUUGAUAUGACAUUGGAAGAUAAAGAUUUAAUGCCAAAACAAAAAAUAAUUAGUACUCUAAAACAACCAAGUGCUAGCGAUAUGUCUUCAAAUAUGGUAAACUCAAUGCCACAAAUGCAAAAUAUGCCAAUGCAAAUGAGGUUGUCAAGUCCCGUUUACCCAAAUCAAGGAAUGAUGAUAAAUACAAAAUCAAAUAUCCCAAAUUCAGGAAUGCAGUCAGGCUUGCAAGCUUUAUCGACAGGGGGCUUGCAAGGGGUUUUACCAUCAGGAAUGCAAUUACCGAUGGGCCUACAAAUGGGAUUGCCACAAACACUGCAGCAGGUCACUAGUAUGCAGGCAUUAGGGAUGCCAGUCAAUAUGCACCAAGGAAGCGGGAAUCAACAGCAAGGCAGUUCAAUGCAAGGGUCAUCAAUGCCAGGAAAUAUGCAAACCUCAAGCUUGCAGAAUCCUGGAAUCGAAAGUUCUGGCUUACAAGGGUCCAUGCAACCAUCCAUGCAAUCUGUGGGAAUUACGAAUUCUGCCCUGAAUGCUUCUCUGGGUUUGCCCAUCAGACCUGUUAGUAAUUCAAUGGGAUUACCAAUGCAAGGUCUUCCUCCGCCAGUAAGACCGAGUUCGGGAAUGAACUCUAGUAUGGGGGGUUCCGGUAUGCAAGGCCUUGGUCCUGGAAAUAUGCAAGGCGGUAGUACAGGAAUGUCAGGUUAUCCAGCCAGUAGUUUACUCGGUAUGAGCAACCCCAAUAUUGCUAACAGUUCGCUCUUCAUUGGACAGAAUUCUAGCAAUCCUUCAGUAAGUAAAUCUAUGGGAACAUCGGGUGACAUUCCAAUGCCAAGUAAUCAUGGAAACCAAAGUAACAUGUAUCCGAUGCACGGACAACACUCUGGAUCACAGGCAGCGUUUAGUUCGUCAAUAUAUAGCAACAUAAUGCAACAGUCACCGAAUCAACAACCACCUAAUACUCCAACCUUGGCCGAUCAGUGGUAUUACGAGGACCCAGAGAAAAACAUACAAGGACCGUUCACAAGCAAAGAGAUGUAUAAAUGGUACAGAGCCGGUUUCUUCAGCCCGAGUUUCAUGGUCCGGCGCGCGUGCGAUACGCACAUGCGGCCCCUCGGUUCCUACGGUCCGGUCGUGCCGUUCACCCCGAUGCUGGGUUAUGACCGUUCGCCGGGGCCACACGAAUCUAUGCUCUCUGCGCAGCAAGGAAUUGGUCUGGACUCGGUGAUGAAUAUGCCAAAAUUAAAUGAGGCUCCUACAAUGGAUUCAAUGCAAUUUGGAUCAGUGGGACUUAUUAGGAAUCCGCCUUUCCCACAGCAACAGCCAAUGGUCGAUUCCUUGUGGAGUCAGCCGUCUGCAUCGAGCGAUCUAAUGUGGGUGCAACAAGCCAUGUCUGGCCGCAACGACUCCCGAGUAAACAACUUGCCGAUGUUCUUCUGGGACCAACAGCCUUCUACAAUGGCCUCAAACGCGCUUAUACCAGAAGAUAUCACAAAAGAAAUGAAGACAGAAGAUCAAAUUUUAGCACAACUCAGAGCGUCGCAGAACAUAAGUACACCACAGGGAGUGUCAUUCACAAAUGAGCAACCAGCAGUGUCCCAGCCUCCUAGUAAAUCAGAAGAAACAUACACAUCUACGACUAGUGCUACCCCCAAUCUGGAAGAACUUCAAAAAUUAAUACAGAAAGAUACUCUAGCAGCUAAACAUGCAGAUGAAUCUAUCAGUGACAAUAUCGAAGUACAGCCUGUGUCGGAAAAAACAACAAAAAGUGAACGAACAGUUGAAACCAAAGCAUCUCAAGUAAAACCUGUAUCAGAACCCAAACAGACAAAGCAAUCAAAAAAUGACAAUGAUAAGGCCACUAAAAACAAAGAAAAUAGUACGAAGAGUAAAAAUAAGAAAAAGGAAGAGAAGAAAGAUGAAUUAGAAAGUAAGACUAAAGAAGAUAAUGUAAAAUCGGAGAAAACGUCGGAAGAGGCAUCACCAACUAAGAGUAAAAAGGAAGAUAAACUAAACAAAAAAGAGUUGGAGAAAGAAAAGAAAGAAUGGCUUAAAGAAGGUUUCACAAUUGUAAAGGGGUCUGAGAAGAACGCAAGCAAGGACAAUAAGAAGAAAGUGGAAGAGAACAAGGUUGCUGAGGAAAGUGAACGAAGGAGAAAGGAGGAAGAAAAAUUAGCUCUGGAAGAAGAAAAGAAGAGAAAGCAAGCCGAGACUACCAGAAAUAAGGAAUUGCAACAGCAACAACAGCAGCAGCGGCAGGCGAUAGAGUCGGUCGCAAAGAAAGCGCCGUGGUCAGCGGUGGCCAACCAGGCGAUGUUAGCGACCAACAAGGACGGGCUCACCCUGGCCGAGAUACAGCGGCUCGAGCGCGAGAAGAAGUUGGAGCAGAUGAAGGAGCAGCAGCAGAUGAUGCAGAUCAUCGCGCAGCAGCAAGCAGCCGCCCUUGCAAGGGAGCAGGAAAUGCAGUCUGGUUUGGGAUGGGCGAAAAAGAAGGGGACCAAUUUUAAUGUUCCAGGGCAAAGUUUGGCAGAAAUCCAGGCGGAGGCUCGCAAGCAAGCAGCUGCGGCGGCUGCAGCGGCGGCGGCAGCGGCUGUGACGCAAGCGCUCGAAGAACCGCCGACGCAGACGCCAAUAAACCACGUUCCUUGGGGAUCGGCACCUAAUGGCGGUUUCUGGGACACACCGCCGAAUCAGCCAAUGAAAGCGGAGAAACAGCAAGAGUCUCCCAAGGCAUCAGCCCCGGAACAGAAGGCCAAGAAGAAGGCGACGGUCAGCAUGCCCCCCAAGAAGGAAACGUCGCCGGCCGUGGAGUUCGAGUCUUGGUGCACCACUGUACUGGCUUCAUGGAGCUCGAAAAUCGAUGUACCUACUUUCGUCGGAUUUCUGAAGGACAUUGAGUCGCCUUAUGAAGUAAAAGACUAUGUCAAGUGUUACCUAGGGGAGUCUAAGGAUUCGAACGAUUUUGCUCGCAAUUUCCUCGAGAGAAGAUCAAAACUCCUCCGCGUGGGUAUGGUGACGCCGUCAGACGAUUUGUGUUCGCCGGCGAUGGCCAUCAACCCGCGCACGCUGCCCGGCUCCGACUACCAAGAGGGCAAAGGUAAGAAGACCAAGAAAAACAAAAUGUUGAAAGUGGACGCUCGCAUACUCGGCUUCUCGGUGACCGCCGCCGAGGACCGUAUCAACGUCGGCGAUAUCGACACUGUGUGAGCGCCCCUCUCCACUCCUAGUAACUCGCCUUGUGAUACCGGUCGCAGAGUUAGCCAACUCCAAUCCUCUCCACGCCUAAUCUAGCAUGUAAGAACUCCCCCAACGAUGCAAGAGCAAACUCUAAACCCAACUUCGACAUUGAAACCCCACAAAUGACGACCCACACUCUACACGGACACGUUGACAGUCCUGUCAAUCUAGAACUCGGUACAUUCUUAACUAGAAUUCUUACUCAACAGCUCCACGUAUCGUCGAAAACUAUUUUGUACAAGCGACACGUAGAUUAACGGUGGUCGAGUAGUGAUGUGUUGAUCAAGUGUAGCUGACGUAAUAUUAACGUUUAGCUUAUUGCAUAGUAAAACGACAACAAUUAUUGUGCCUUCAGUGUGUUCUGGCCUUUGGGUGAGAGUGACUUUAAUUUAAUAUUUAUUGAGAUAAAUUAUUAUAUCGCCGCUGUGGGAGUUUCGGCUAUCGAGUGUGUUCGUCGAAUUUUUUCGCUUGCACAUUCGGCUGACGCAAGUUUUAACCGAUGGAAUACGCGUUUGUGAAACCAAAAGAAUACCGAAGAACACACGCGCAUUUUCGAGACUCUUUACUUAGUUUGUCCGGUGAAUGCAAAUUGAUUCUUAUGACAACGAUAUACAAUUUCGUCUGACUGACUUACUGACAGUCGCAAUGCCCAAUCGUGACAACUUUAACCUAUAUUCAUUUACAAGUAGCUAGUUGGUACCGAUCCCUAUUGACAUGAGGUUUUUCCUUACAUUUUUUUAUUUAGACUCAUCUCAAUUACCUGAAUGUCGUUGACAUAUGAAUCUCAACAUCACCAUUCGAAUGGCAGCACUCCAGACACGGCGCCAACGUGACAAAAUAAAUUCUUACCCUUGAUAAUAGCAAUGAAUAUGUGCAUUAUUUAUAAUGAAGUUGAAUUUCUAGUCACUAUCUACAAACUAAUUUUAAACAGAUAAUAAACACGGCACAAACGAUCGUUAUCCGCCACCGCGAUGUAAAUCAAUGGGUGACAUUCAUAGUAGUACAGAUUAAGAUUAACCCCCAUUAUUGGUAUGCAGUCGCUAACGUCAAAUUAUUUCGUAUGUCAUGGAAUGUUCACUAUGUAGGUACUAUCGAGCAAUUUGAUUUCUGACCCACUGUUAGCUUAUUUCCUUACCAAUAUUCUGAUUCAAUUGGGUUGUUUUUGCCAAUUUGUAUCAGUUUGUACGGUAAAAAUGCUACGCUGUGCUGUUAAAAUGUUAUUGUGAGUCUGCGGAAAAAAUGCGUUUGUGACAGUACGUGUCAGUGCCUUAUGUUAACAGAAUCAAGUAUGUAAACUUUUGUCCUAGUAAAAAGAGAUCUACGAAAAUAAACUCAAUUUUGUCAACUUUAUAGUUUAUUUCGUACGAAACUGAUACAACCUGUCACGAACGCAAUCUUUCAGCGGCCGCCCUUGAACAUUAUCACAGUACAGCGUUACAUUUUUACCGUACAUACUUAUGGAUAUAUGAUGGAUACUAAUGACAUAUAGGAUUUUGCUAAUAUAUACAGGGUGUUACAAAAAUACAAAUAAAGCUUGAAGGGCGUUGAAGUACAUCAUAUAAGAAGUAUUUUUAAUUUUUAUCAAAUAAAAUCGCUAAAAUUUCUGUUACUCGACUCGAUUUUUUUUUAAUUAUGUACUUAUUUUGUAAUAAAAAAGUAGAUAUUGUCUCUAUCAAUCUACAACAAAGGUUUUAUUUAAUCAGUAUUUGAUCCUAUAAAUUUCCUGGUCAUGAAAAGGUCCAAAGUCCAAAACGCAUUUUAAAAUAUAGCUGAAUGUGUUUCAAAAUUUAAAGCCAUUUUAUUGCAUCAGGUCAGGAAUCAAUUUGUUCAAUUGUACACAAAUAUGAUUAUAAUUAUGGCAUACUCAAAAUUAAUGUGUGCAUGCAAGCAGAAAUAUACAUAUUAAUAUUGUAAGAACAUAACAUAUGUAUGAUAAUGUAUUUUAGUAUUGCAUUCACACGAAGAUAAUGGUAUAAAUGACUACCAUUGACAAUUAAGGUGCAUCAAAUACAGAUUGAUUAGUAACUUCUAUUUAUAUCGUAAAUUUCUUGAUUAAUAAUACACCAACGCAAUAUUCGAUCAAUAUUGUAAUUACCAUUUUUUUGCUAUUAAUUAGUUAUAAUGUAAUUGUAGUUCAUAAAUUGACAGUCAAUGAAUAACGAAAUUAACUUCCAGUAUAUCGGCACCGCUGACUUGUAUUUAGAAUGUGUAUUGGUUCAUCUUGGCUUGGAAAUUAGUACCACCAUUCUACGAUUAUAAAUUUGGAGCGCGAUGUUGAUUUUUGUCGCUGAAAUCGUAAUCGUUCCAACUGUCGUUCGGUUACGGCUCGGGACGGUUGCUCAUUAAUUUUUUGUUGUAUUCCCAAAACCUUUCCUAGAAAUAUUUUCUUUUCUACUUUAUGUUAUGGUAGCCAAGCCAAGAUUGGACUAUCGUAAUAAAAUAAUACACUCCUAGUUACAAUUAUUCUUCUUCAAAGCAUCAAAAAUUUCCAAGCCCGCAAAGGGUACAGUAUGACUUGAUGCCAUGCGUAUGUGUGUAAUUCUUGUAAAUAGAUUAUAUUUCCGAAUUGCAGUAUGACUGCAUUUCAGAUUAAAAGCCGUAGGCACUUCUGUUUGUGGCCGAAAUUUAUAUGUGAUAACGUCUUCGUGUGAAGUAAGCAAUUUUAAGUUGCUCACUAUAAGGACAAUGUUGUGAACACGAUUAAACAUUGUUGGAUAAAGUCGAUCUAACUAUAAAAAUGUCUCCGUAAUAAUAGUAAUAUAGGUACGCAAUUUGCAUUUUAUUUAUAUUUCAUAUUUAUUAAAAAUGAGCAAUUAUAUUAAUCACAAGUUCUGUAAUGUUUAGUUUUUAUUUAAUUUUUGUAUAAUAUGUCCCAGGAAUGUUUUGCUAAGAAUGACUUCAAGAUGAAGAAAAUUUGCUGUCUCUAGUUAAUUAGUCACUAUGGUUAUUUGUUUUUUAUGCAUGGUAUUUUAAUGGUAACAAUUUUUAAUUUUGAUUAGAUGAAAUUAUCAAUUUAAUUCAAUUUGUCAUUCCCAAUAUAAGUGACUUUUGAUACAUAACAAGAAAAUGUAUCCUACGCGCGACCUAAUUUAACGAAAUAGCCUAUCAGAUUCUUGUGUUGAAAUAAAUUUGUUAACAUUUGCAACAAUACUGAGAUUAAAAUUACCAAAAUAUAGUCAACUAUCACCUACUUAUUAUUGUAUAGAUCAAGAACUUAGUACAAAUAUCAAUGUGUAAAUUUACAUUGUCGAUGAUAUAAGUAAAGGAAACGGUCGUGCAUCGAGUGCCUCACACCCAAAAGGCUUAUCUCAUUCUUAUCUACUGUUUUAAACAAUUCUAGAACGUUCUUCAUUUUUAUUCAGGGUAGUCUUUUCAGUAGGCUUAAUACAUACAUAUAAGGUAAUAAUUACUGAACUAAAAUAGAAUACACCUGUUCCAGUGAUUCGUGGUACUUAUCGAUCGCUUUUAAUCAUUUUUAUCAUUCUAUUAUUAUAACAAGCAUUGCUAUACGGCCGUUUUAAUUUAGUUUAAUUAUUUUUACAUUCAAUUCUAAGGAUUUUAUUAGUGUUUUAUGUAUAUACAUUAUUUAAAUGUUUAAUUAUUGCGUAAUCAUUUGUAUAUAAUUAUACUUCCUUGUUUCUUACCUGAAAUAUUUUUAUACUAAAUCGUAAUUGCAGAUUUGCUUUUAAAUCCACAUAAAAUCUAUGAUUCGUGCCAGUGAGAUUAUGGCAUUGUGUCUCCAACAAGUUCCUCCACAAAUGACAUUAAUUAUGCCUCUUAUAACUCUAACACAGGCAGCGUAUGGUUUUGAGUCCAAUGGAAGCAAUGAAACAAACAAAUCAUUUAUCAAUAAGCGGCUGUUGAGACUUUCCUCUGGUUCAAUAGAUUGUAGAUUUCAGCAAGUCACAUGAAAUUACUUAUGGCACAAAAGUGCACAAUAUUAUUGCUCAUCGCCUAAAUAAAUUUAAAUGCAGUUUCUCUUUCUACGUUUUCACGGAUCUGCGUGAACAUUAAUUGACAAAAAAUGCAUCCGAAAUUGACAAACGGAGUUAAGAUCAUUGCUGGUUGUUAAGAGCCGCAUCAUAUAUAAUUAAAUUCUUUUAAAAUUGUGGUUAUUUUUAUUGUUCUUUAUAAAUUUAGAACAUCAAAAACACAUAGUACUGAAAAGAGGAACUGUAUUAUCUAUGAGAGAAUACCUAAUAUAAAUAUAAUUAGUAUAUUAUUUUGUUCAUAUGUCGAUGACUUCGUUUGGCUACAGUAGGGCAACGAUUUAUUUAUUUAGAUCUACCAACAGUUAUUUACAUUCAUAUAAAUGUAAUAUGUCGUAUUAUAAGUUACAUGCAAUCACCAAUUACAGGUUAAACACUGAUUCCCUUUCGUAUAUAUACCAGAUAUAUUUAAUUUAUAUCUUUAAUACUCGUUACUAAUCCUAAAUAUUUGUUUUUAAAAUUCAAUCUGUGUUUUAAACUGUGACUUUUGUUAUGUUACCUAUCGACAUAAUUGUCUUGCCGAAUUUUAAUAAAUUGGUCGUUUCCUUUCAGUUUGAAAAAAUAUGUAUUGUAUAUUUUUGUAAGAGUGAAAGGUCAGCGAUGAACUGUGUCUACUCCGUGGCACUCUGUCUAUUUGUAAUGUUUAAAUUUAUGUUAAUGAUUUGUUUUAGAAUCGUUGGUAUGAAGCGUCUUAUCCUUCUAUUACUCCAACAGGGACUCGCAUUACUGUUCAGGCAGAAGCCAUUUAUUUAUAUUUUUUAAUCACAAGAAUGAAAGACAAUUUUACCAAAUAGACGAAGAGAAUGCAGACGGCGUCUUAUUAGGGGUUAGUUAGCAUAUUCUUAAUGUACAUACUUGUACGUACUGAAUGCUUGUGGCUCGAGAGUGUUUGUUUUUACUCAUUAGGCUUGAUUAACAAUGGAUUUAACUAUUACACCAAUUAUUGUGUUGAUGUCGAUUUUUUUUUAGUAAGUAUUUUGUAAUUUGUACGCCCAUUGCCUUCCCUUCAUCGACAUGAAUGUGACUAUUAAUCAAUUUUACAUCUCAUACAUAUUUUAUGUUAUAUUUUACGCCGAAGUCACUACUGCUCUUUUUUAUUAAGUGAUCGGAAACGAUUUUGAAUUCGAUAUUUUACGCUUUGUCAUCACUUGUGAAGAAAUUGACAAAGGCAAAGCAAUAAGUCGAUAAGUAAUUCUUCUCCGAUCGCUUGCGAAUAAAGUGGUCGGUCCCUGUUGUGAGCUAUACUAAGAUUAGAACUGGCAAUAUUUUAGUUGGAUUUUUAGUGUGGAAUCCAAUAAAUUGUUAAUAUGCAAAUUGAUACUGUGGGAUUGUUCUAGAUAUAAAGCGACUGCCCUUCCAAGAUUCAAUUUUAAGGCUGUAUCUUUUGUCUAUAUGUGAGAUGGUAAGGUGGCGAGCCUUCUCGGAGCUUGCUUUCGAUCAAUUCGUGUAUGAGGCCAUAGGACAUCAUUAGAUCUCGAUAAUUUUAAAUUUAAGCGUCAUUUAUACUUGUAAAUAAAAAGCCUAUUUGUGAGAGAUCAUCAAUAUUUUUUUAGAUAGAAAUGUGGAUAAAUUACGCUAUUGUAUAGUGUGAAAUUCAGAUUCUCCACAACAAAGUGAUAUUAAAUUUAAUACCUCACAGAUUUGACUACGUCAAAGUCUUAUUCACAAUUUUGUUAAAUUCUUUAUAUUUUCCAUAGAUGAUUGGUCUCGCUUCAGCCGAGAGAAGCGAGGCUAAUCAUUUAUCUAUGAUAUUUGCAUUAUUUUUACAUUUUUAAGUCCCAGGCAUAUACAUAUAUCUGUACAGUAUCGUCUUGUUGUUCGUUAGGUAAUUGGAAAAUUUAGUGAGAAGCUAAAAUUACAUUGGCACUAUCUUCGAGUUAUAUGAUAUUAUUAAAGUAGAUCUGAUAGCUAUGGCCUUGACUUUAAAGCUGAUAUAUAGAAACCCCACUCAUCAACAGGCGUCCGUUGUUAACUUGCCUUCGAUUCGUCUCUUUCUAUCGUCUUCGAAGUGUAGUUCGUGACUUCAAGACUAGGAGAAGAAGCAACAUGUACAAAAAAGAUCUACAUCUGCGAGUCGGUUGACUAAUGCUCUUAGCUCGUAAUUAUACCUAAUGCUCACAUGCACUAGAAAGAGAUGGAGCGAAGGAAACGUACAAAAGGUUGUGUGUACGUGUGAGAAUUCACUUUAGGUCACGGGUCAAUUCAGAGAUGUGAACAAAUAAUAUCACAUUAGAGAAAAUCUCUAUAAUUAAUAACAUAACAUCCGUUAUUGGACCGCUUGUACGUGCUAGAAACACGUUCUCAAUGCAAUAAAUAUUGCAAUCUAAGUGUUUGUAAUACAGUUGAUUCAUCUUGUUACCGGCAAGUGCUCCGCUCCGACCCUUGUCCUAAUAUUCUACUGGGUUCCCGCCACCUAGUGAGGUGUUGCUCUUGGAAAACUAAAUUAUUCAAUAUUAAUACAGCCUUAUUAUAAAAAGAAGCAAUAAGUGUACUGAUUCUCGUAAACUCCUAAUGAAUGUUAAAUGUUUUGAUUAUUAUAAUAUGUUCUAAAGACGUGUAAAUAUUAUUUUAGAGUUAUAAAUAAAAUAAUUGAUCAUUGUUUUGGACCUUUUAUUUUACCAAGGCAAUAAGUAUGGUCUAUCAGAAAAUUUAAAUUUGCACACAUUGGCGUAACAACUUAAGUAGACUCCCAAUCGUCUAACAAAAGUGCAUAAAAAACGUCCGAGCCGCGCUGUAUUACACAUAUACAUCAAUUUACACAGAAGAAAAUACUUCAAAUGAAUACGUUAUGUCGUGGCAGUAAGGUUCAAUGUCAAUUGUGUACGAGCGAGAAAGGGAGAGUUUGAUAUACGACCGAAACAACAAGAAAGUUG